AUGUCCGGUUAUACGUGCAUCAUACAAACCCAGCCAGACGGCUCGACCAUCUGUGAGGACGUGGCUCCCUACGAAAAAGCCUUGAUGGAGGCGACUGUUGGACAGGCCGUCUUAUUUUCGCUCCUGUUCUCUUUGUUGACGACCGUAAUGGUCAUCACCGUACGCUCGCUCAUACGCAAUAGGCUGCGCACUCGAACGGAGCGCAUGAUGUUUUCCCUCCUCUCCGUCAUGUACACCAACACCACCAUCAUGUACGGCUUCUUCCUGUACACGACGCGCCGCGUAGUAUCAUCCGCCGGCCACUCCGGAUCAGUGACCGCCGAUGGCGAGUCCCCCGACCAAUCUUGGACUAUAAACUCGCUCAGAGCCGGGUUUUUCAUACUUUUCGCCAUCAACACAGUGCUGGGCGAUGUGGUACUCCUCCACCGUACGUGGGUCAUAUGGAGUGGCAGAAGAGUCGUCUCUGCCAUUUCCAUCAUCUUAUUGCUCGCUGUUAUCGUGACCUGGAUAUAUGCCAGUAUCAGCAAUGGUGCACUCUUCAUCUCGAUAGUGCCGUCGGCAGCGAUCAGCACCUGGGCCACCGGCGCCAUUGCCUACAAGUCUUUUCAACACUGGUCCCUGCGCCGCGCGCAAGUCGCUAUCGUCUCACGCCGCAGCCGACUUGAGUCGAUACUACACAUCCUGACCGACAGUGGGAUGGUGUACACGAUACUGUGGGUGGUACUUCUUGGACUCAGCGUCCACCCGGAAUACCGCACCAGCUCGAACACGGUCUACGACGACUCCAGCUCGGGAUUCCCGAUUGGGUGGCUUCAGGUCCUUAUGAGUGCCGUGGUACCCAUUUAUCCCAUGUGGAUCAUGAUGCUCGUCGCCGGCAGUCGAAAGGAAGAGCCAGUAGUCACCCCGGACCUCGGCACGGUUUACCAGCCAAGCACAUUCGACAUGCGCCUUCGAGAAACGCAGACAUCUAAGGAAGAAUGUCACGAGCUUCUGCCAGCCUAA
Molecule: messenger RNA, 1002 nt
Organism: Peniophora sp. CBMAI 1063
Lineage: Eukaryota; Fungi; Basidiomycota; Agaricomycetes; Russulales; Peniophoraceae
Source: the annotation of a GenBank genome assembly